This is a messenger RNA of Podarcis lilfordi (Lilford's wall lizard), 34766 nucleotides long. The record is from the annotation of a GenBank genome assembly. Lineage: Eukaryota; Metazoa; Chordata; Lepidosauria; Squamata; Lacertidae.
GGGCGGAGGAGGAGGAUGAUAAUAUGGUGGCCUGGUUGGUCCUUUCGGCGCGUGCGCACUGCGGUGUUUGUGUAUUCUGGCUGCGCGGUGGCGGCAGCGUCGGCGGCUCCGGGGGAGGGGGGGGAAGAUGGCGGCGUCCUCGCUGGAGCAGAAACUGUCCCGCUUGGAGGCCAAGCUGAAGCAGGAGAACAGGGAGGCCCGGAGGCGCAUCGACCUCAACUUGGACAUCAGUCCGGCCCGGACUCGGCCUAGUAAGGGAGGCUUUGAGGGGGGAAACGGGGGCGGCGGCAGGGGAGGCUCCGCGGAAGGCACCCCCCCGCUUGGGCGACUGACACGGGCCCGCCUGGGCAGGAGCCCCGGGGCCGGAGGGAUGCGGGGCGGGGAUGGGAAGAGCCGAGCUGCCCCGGAGAGGGGCCGGUAGAGAAAGGUCCUCCCGGAGAAGCGAAGGGGUCGGGAAACCCGGGGCGGGGAAACAAGGGGGCUCUUGUUUACCACGGAGUCUGAGGGAGGUGGAGGCCCAAGGCCAGGACACACCGGGGCAGGGAGAAAGAAGACCCAGGGGAAAGGUAAAGAAUCCAGUGGGGAAGGGACUUGGAGGAAGGCGUGGGCGUGGGGGGCGGGGAAGAGUUCGAGAAGGAAGAAACAUGUAGGGAACAGAGUUGGGACCUGGGACCUAGUGCCCGGGCUAUGAUCUGCGUGUGGGUUUUUAUAGGGUGGAAGGAGAAGAAAUGAGUGUAUCAGUGGGGGGCACCGACAGGAGGUCAUUGGGGACCUUAGGUUAAUCGAUCUUCCUGGGAAUCGGAAACCACCUGUGUGUCGAGCUUAUGAUGUGAUGGCGUUAGUGGACCGUGGUUCUUUGAGAUUUUCUUUAAAAAUGAGGACAGUACUUAGAGCUCAGAGUUGCUUUCCUGAGGCCAAGAGGAGUUCCCAUGUACUGUAUUCUGAUUAGAAAAACUGAUAUACAAGGAGUUAUACUGUAACUGUUAUACUGGAGGAAGUAAAAGUGGAUUUAGGAUCCCCCAAUUGCCGUAUUAUAACUAUGUUUUUAAAGUUAGGGAAGUCUAAGCAACUGCUCACACCCUGCAGUGGAGAGGGAGGAGGGGUGGGUUAGGAAUACCAUGAAAUAGCGAUAUGCUGUGCUCAGAAAUGUCCCCAAGUGUAUGCUUCUCUAGAUCAGGUUCCUGUCAUUUGCUGGACUAGUAUCUUUUUGUAAACAAAGAAGUUCACAAGAGCUCUUUAUUUAAGUUCUAAUUUAAAUACAGGAAAGUUCCAUAUUGUGUAUAUAGCAGUGCUUCCAAAACUCAUAUGGUUUCCCCACCCCAUCUUGGAUUAAAAUUGAAUGCAUCUUUCACCCCAUACUCAGAUGUGUGUCAGGGAUCCUUCUUGUGUCAUAGUCUAGUUAAUAGUGCAUCUUGGUUUACUGUUUCUGUUUAGUUAUCUUCAUUGGUGUUUCUAGGAAGACCAAGCACUUGCCAAUUGUACCAUGAACUAUGGCAAGGACUUACCUGUAGCUUCCAUAUGCUGAGGGAUAUAGACAAGUGUAGGCAUCCAAUAUGGUGACUUAAUUCUUUCAAGACACACUUCAGCCUCUCUCAUGACACAUUAGAUGCUCCAGCAUGCAGUUUGGGAAUCACUGAUAGCAAGAUGUGAAUAUAUUCACUUGAGAAGAGAGCUGAGAGAGGAACUUAAUUAUUUGGCAUAUUUAUAGGCCUCCCUUUAAUAAAGUUGUCAGGGUUGUUCACAGCCAGAAAAGCUCAGUCAGUAGAAUAGAGUAUGGGUCAAAACCUACAAACUUGAGCUACUGGUUUUGAACAGACUAAAAUUUUCAUGAUCAACCAACAGCUCAAGUUUUUAUGCUUACUAUAGCUGUUUGACCCAUAUUUUGAGAUACAGAGCUGAAAUUUAACAUGGAAUAAUAUUUUUUUGUACCACUGAAGGAUUUCCCCCUGUAAUUGUAUUGUAUUGCUACUAGUUUACUUGGCACACAGGACAAAAUAUUAGAAAGUGUAUUGAUAACAUGUAUAAGUUUGUCAUAAGCAACAUAGAAUGUAUAUUACAAUGAUAGUGACAUUGAAAAGAUUUGGGAUAUUUUUAAAUCUGAUUUCUAAUUGUUUGGCAAUCCUAGCUGUAUAGUCUGUCUCUGUGAAUAAGGCACUUACUUGUGUGGCCAAGGUGAAAUUGCCAGGGCGAGAGUGAAAUGAACAAAAAAUCUAAAUCAUAAAUAUUUUCUGACAAGCCAAUGGCUUAAUAGGUUGAUCAGAGUACCUCUGAUAGUCUUACUGUGGUUGGAGCAAAUCUCCAAUUAUAACAACUGAGAUUUAAGCAUGCACAGCUCCAAGUUUUGGUGCAGACACAGGGCUCUUACCUGUGCAGGUAGGUAGACUCUACCCCAUUCAGCAUAGUGCCUGGGAUGUCUCUGUCCCUGCAUUUGCUUCUACUGCAUGCAUUUGCCUGCUGCUGGAGCAGAAUCCAGAAGUAGCUAUGUCACUGAGAAAGGGAGAAGAUUUCCCUUUAAAGUCAGUUAGAGGAGGAAAAAUGUGAAGCUCAUCUGUUCCUCACUGCUUUUAAAGUUGAAUUACCUCUGGAGCAUGGGAGCUAUUUCAACACUGUCUGGACCUGCAGUGCCGUGAUAAUAUGCACAAACAAACAUCAUGUGAGUGGAUGCUUAUUUAUUAAUUUUGAUGAUUUAUGUCCCACCUUUCAAUCAAACAAUUUUCAAGGCAACUUACAAGCAGGAGGUAACAAUACAACCCCCCACCCCCACCCCCAAUUCACACAUACAAUCUAGCAGCUGCUGGAUGGGACCAGAGCUUGCUUUUCAUCAGCUCUCUAGUCUCAGGGCAACUGGCAAUUGAAGUUGAGUGUUCUUUCUAGAAGCAAGGGGGAGGGAGGAAGCAAAUUCCGGCAGCUGCUCAUUCUCUGGCUGAUGAAUGGGGCCAGACUGGUCUCCCUUUUGCCUUACUUCCUGUGAGGCAGGGGGUGCAGGUUCCCAGUGGCCCUGCUGUCCUGGCCAGAGAUAGAAUGGGAUUCUCUUCUGUUUUCUGGUCCUUGUAUUACAUGAUCUCUGCUGAGAUUGAAAUUGGAAUGUGGUUGUUUCUUAUCCUGGUGGUGUGGGAAGUAAUUCGAUUAUCCCAUGCACCCACGUGGUUCUUGUAUCUACAUAGUACUGGGGUUUUCUGAAUCCAGGAUAUAGACGAGCAGUUCCAAUAGUCUAAUGCUAAUAUUUGAAUUGUUCUUUAAUAUCCAAUAAAGAACAAAGAACAGAUUCAGUUUUGAGCCACUUUUCAAAUCAGCUCACCUGGUGCAAGAUGUCAGGGGCGGGGGAUGGGAAGGGAUGCUUUAGCUCCUACAACUAGUUGUGGGUUUAAUGUGAGUGUAAUGCUUUCUGGUUCCACUUUCCAUUGUGGUUUUGUGGCUUGGAUGUAGCUUCUUUCAAUCCUGAGUCUAGAAGCUGGAAGUGGAGAUUACACUGUGUAUGUUACCAUAGGUUAAUAGGUUAUGUGUGUGUAAUUAGUUAGGGGAGGUUUCUGAUAACCCUUCCAUGUAUUCAGAGACUAUGUGAGGAGGAUUGUGGGGCUGCAUGAGCUAAUCCUGGCUCUAUUGCAGCAUCUAGCAGCCCUGUACCCCACACUUUAUUAUGUGAAAAGAGGCUUGCUAUACAUAUAAUAAUAAUAAUAAUAAUAAUAAUAAUAAUAGUUAUUUAUUUGCUACCCAUCUGACUGGGUUACCCAACACUGUGGGAGGCUUCCAACAAAAUAGGAAACCACGGUAAAACAUCAGUCGUGUGCAUCAAGGUUCUCCACAUAAGUUGGGAUCUUGAUGCACAGAUGUUGGUAUAUUUGUAGAGCCCCUUCUCCUGUGUGCUAAUUGCAGGUGAGUGGGCCUUCCUGCUGUGUAAUUGGCAAGAGCCAAUUCCUGCUCAUGUGGUUCUGCAAACCCCUUAACUUUGAACACAUGGGGAGAGUCAUUGAACUAACCCCCCAUCCAAUCGAAUAGCCAUUUCUGAUCUAGGCUUUCUAAAUAUUUAUUCAAUGUACUUCUGUUUAGGUCACAUUCUGUCUUUCUGAAAUCUUGUAUGCUUACUUUUCACACAUUUGUGUGAGGGAGAUAGUGUUCAUGAAUGCCUAAUAAUGUACCCCAUUAACCUUAAGAAUGUUUACAAAAUAUUUCACAAGAGUGACAGAGUCAUGGUCCUUCCCUAAUUAAGAAGCAUUUCUUCAGCAAGAAUAGAUGCGACCUUCUUAUAUGGUAUAGUGGAACUAGAACCAAGGUCUGUAUCCUUCCUACUUUGUCGGAUGACCCACAGCUAUUUAACAGAGAAAGUCUAAUUUACCAGAUCGUAGAGGUAGAGGAGGUUUUGUAUUCAUUUAAAAAGGACAAGACAUACACUUGGUUUCUCUAGUGGAAUGAGACAAGGGUAGUGUAGGUGAGAGAUUAAAAGGAGAAACAAAAGUUUAUGCUUUAUGGAGAGUCCAGAUGCACCUCCAGGAUUUUUGUUUUACACACUAGCCUCAAACUUAAGUGUAAUGUGAGUCUUUCAGUCUGCUUUAUGCAGAAUAAAAAGUUUUUAUUGAAGGUGACUUUUAUGAAUUUCAACUCUUUCUAUUUUGUUCUGGGUAGUCCACAAAGGCAACAAAAAGCUAUUAUGUACUUGAUGUUUUUUGCCGUACUCUCAAGCUUCUGAUAUAAAAUUCCUGAAUUCUACACUGCACUUUGAUUCACAUUUCAGGCUAUCACAUCUCAUUUUGCAUGUGGGUAUCCUUUUAGAAAAGGAAAUUUGAGAAUGACUUAUGUGGCCAUGUCUUCAUAAUUGCAGGCUUUUUGUAAGAAGAUGUUAAUAGUAGUUUCUUGUAGAAUAUGUGUGACUUCUGGUUUGUGCUGUUGGGUGCUUAUAUGCCAGAUGUAAAUGAACAUGAUGAAAAUGGAGUGUUCAAAAGUUGCCUUGCUGAAAUUUAACUCUUUUAAAGCAGAUCAUGUUAAUCCAUUUUAACUAAUUAUGACAAUUUAAAACACCUUUUAAAAUUAUUAGCAUUAGGCAAGUAGAAUUUUGACAAGUUGUUACAUUGGUAUAGACUUCUCAUACUUAUAAUUCUUGUAACAAUGCUCUUGUGUAAAACACUUUUCAGUGAUAAUGUGAUCAUAGCAACUCUAUAAAGUUGUAUGUACCACUUUUAAGAAAGGGGCUGUAGUUUAGAGAGAUUUGCUUCCCAGUGUCUCUUAGUGAACCCAUGACUAAAAUGAGGGGGAAAGUAAAAUUAUGACUGAGACAUGGCUUCUUGAUUUAUUUUAUUAAGAUGGUGAGGAUCAGUUCUUGUUUAUUCAGGCUCUUACUUGCAAAAACAGAGUGGAAAUUGGGAUUUCUUAUACAUUUACAGUUAGUAUUCACAAUAAAUGGUGGGUUGAAUUGAAGUUUUGAAGAGUUAUAAAAGUCCAAGAGAAUAUAUUUGGAAGUACAACUAGGUUUUUAUUGUGAAUGAUGCCACCAUUGGUAGGUUAUAAAAUUGAUUUCAUUGUGACAGAAGUCCUACCAAGUAAUCCUUAUGGCACAGUUUUUCAACCAUUUUGGGUCCAUGGCUCCCUUGACCAACUACAUUCUUUGUGCGAUACCCCUGUGGGCCUCAGGAGCCCAGUUAUGUCACCCCUUGCCUGCUGAGCUGGCAGCUCCCUUGUGGAGGGCUCCCUCAGCCUCCUCUCUUCUCCCCAUGGGAGUCCUCUGGGCAUCUGCAGCUGCUGCCCCUGGUCUCUGAGCUGCCUUGCUUGCCCCAAAGAGAGGUGCCUCCUCUCACUACCCCACAGGGGCCUGGGAAGCACGCCCUGGUCAGCUCCAGACACAGCAUUCACCUGGGAGCUUGUAGCCAAGGCUGCUGCAACAAACAACCAACUGUGCAAGCCUUUGAGAGGCAGAGAUGCAAGAAGGCAUCAUAUGAAGGUAGGGAAGGAAAGAGGGACAGAGGCCAGUAUUGCCCAUGGCACCCCUGAACAUCAUUCAAGGCACCCCAGGGUGCUGUGGCUCAGUCUGCAAGAAGCAACACCAGAGAGCUUUUCAUUGUAUGUAUAUGAUUUGAUGUUAUGAGCAGGUGUACUUUGUUUGCUGUUCAUAUUGCUUAUAACAUUACGUAUAUCAGUUAGCCAGUUAAUUAACCUCCAUGUGUUAUCAUGAACCAAAGCAAGGAGUUCAUAUCCUAUUUCAGAUCUUGUUCCCUUUCAGGGCAUGUAGUGGUGGUCCAACAGAAUGAAAGAAUAAAUAAGGUGAUGGUUCAGAGAGUGGUGGUUUUCCUUUGAUAAGCUAGAGUACAGGUGGGGAGCCUAAGGCCCUACAGAGGUUGUUUGAAUCCAGUUCCCAUCAUCCCUGACAAUUGGCAGUGCUCUCUGAGUCUCAUGGGAGUUGGAAGUCUAUUAACUUCUGGAGGACCCCAGGUCCUUCAUCCCUGAGGUAGAGGCUGUUAGCAGAAGAUACUGUUUUUAUCAAUUGUUUUUAAAUCUCAUUAGCUUUCAAAAGCAGGAGCAAUCAUUUCUGCUUCUACUUCUUGGGGAUCAACUAAAAACUUUGUGAUUUUUUUUUACCUUUUAUUUUUUCUUAGAGAAUGGGCAUAUUUUAUAACAAAAAAGAAAUUACUUACGUGCAUCAGUUGGGGUGGAAGUCUUUUAGAAAGCAAUUUUCAAGGGGAAAUGAAGAGAAGUUAUUAGCAUCUGAGCACUUGGGUAAAAACUAGAAUGUUUUGAUACCUUAAAGUAGAAAAUAUUUCAUGAGUUGCAGGGGCAUAAGGUUUUGAAUAAGGUGAGAUGUUGCUUAUGAGAGGUCUGUUUAACAUAAAUAGAAUCAAGGAGCAUAAUUUAUGUUAUCGUCUUUAGAUUAUCCUAGUCACCUCUUAUGGUUUAAAAUGCUGUUAGUAAACGUCAUUUUGAGAGUAUAGCAAGAUCAUGGCCUUUAAAGCAAGUCUUUAUACUGUGAUCAGACCUUGGAACAUCACAGAUAAAAGGUUUCCUAGGCAUCUAGGAAUAUGAAAUAUUUGAACGGCAUUGGUGCCUAAAAGAAGUGGAGUUUGAUGCACAUAAUAUAGUCAGCCAGGUGCAAUCUUGGAACAUAGACAUUUGAUGCUGACUUUGAAAAAUUAGAGCUUUGCCCCUGGGUACUUUAAGUACAUUUCAUGUAUAUCUAUGAUUGUGAAGCACUGGGCUAGAUUGUUGAUGACGCCAUAGUGAAUGGGUUUUGCUUUCUGGAAUGAAGGAAGGCCAUUGACCAGAACACUGCUGUGCAAGGGAAUUGUUGACUAACAGAACAAGAACCAUAGCUGUUUUUCAUGUUAGAAGCGCUAGGGAUGUGAAACCUGUGGAAUUGAUUCCUUACUGUUUGAUGCAUCACAUUUUCACCUUGUCUGUCCCCUUUGUUGGUUUCUUGCCACCUCCACUCUUUAUCCUGAAAUUGAUUUGAAUAUGAGUUAUUUUCAUUUUGAUGAUUUGAUUGUUUCUGUUGUGAUUUAUCGUGUUUUUUUCUUCCUUUUCCCAAUCCAGUUAUUGUGAUCACUCUAAGCCCUGCUCCCGCUCCAUCCCAACGUGCAGGUACCAGAACUUUUUAUCAUCGCAGCUUGGAUUUCUUGCAUCAUUUAUUUAAUGCUUCCUUCAACUGCAUAGAAUUGCCACUUGUCUGCUUCUCUUCCAAGUGUGUGUCUGACCCUGCUUCCUUCCCCACUUUCGUAUUCUCCUUUACUAUUGAUCUAGCCUUACUUGCCAAGACUGGCUAGGCAAAGCGGUAUGUAAGGCCAUGCAUGAAAACAUGUUUUGAUUGUCCACAGCUGCAGUAGUUGCUUAGCACCUUCCUUUCCUGAUGAUGUCAAAGCACUUUCUGAAGACAGGUAACCAUUAAAUUUUCACACUGAUAUUUUCCACCUUCAAUCUUCCACCUUCCACUUUAAUGUGCCAGAGCCCUCAAGUGGCAAUUGGCAGAAAUUCAUAUUGCCAUACAUUUCCUUAGAUUUUCCUGAAUGGAAAGGCAAUGUCAAAAUGUCAACCUGCAUACAGCAAAAUUAAAUAGGCUCUGCUUUUUGUGAUGUGCAAUUGCCUCUGAGGUAGAACCCAGAAGCAAACUGUCAGUGCUGUUGUACACUAGUUUGCUUUAGGGCAGGAAGUCAAGACUGUCCUUUUAGUCAAGGGCAGCUGCUGUAGGGAUUUUAAGAUGGGAACAGAGUAGCCUUCCUUAGAGUUGAGCAGGGCUCAGAUUUCUAUGAAGCUCCUAGUAGUGUGUGCUGCAUCCCACAACGGUGCCAGACUAUGUUUCUGAUAUAAUCUCAGGAGGGCAUAUUUUUAUAUGUAUUUGAUACCUUUGUAUGCUUCUUUCCCCCAAAAAGAAUUUUGAUUACUAUUAACAGGUUUUCCAUGCAGAUUCCUGUCUAGGUAUCAUUUGGUCCCAAAUAUGCUAAGCUUCAGACAUGGACCUAAAUGAGCUAUUUCAGACAAUUCUCUGGACCAGUGUUAUUCACUGGGGCUUUUAUUGCACAUAUUUUGGAGAUGUGUGCCGUAAAUAUAUAAUUGCUACCUAAAUAAGCUGUAAUUGGAUAAUAUAAGGUCAGGUGAGAGAUAGCUUUAUUUUAUUUUAUUGUUUAAGAACAUGCAUUAGUUAAUAAAAUUCAGUGAAGCACAGAUCUAAUGCCAUACCCUACAUGAUACGGGGUAGGAGUCCACAGCAGAAAUAAAGUUAGUUCCUCAUUUUUUAAUUAGUUGCUGCUGUUGCAUGGUGCUGGAAUCUUCCCUGCCUCUUACAGAGAGCUGUCCUUGAUCUUCUGGAUGUUAAAAUUAUGCUCUGGAAGUUAAAAGGAUGCUGUACUGUUAAUAUUGCUGUAGCGAUAUCGCUUAUUAAGAUUAAUGAAUUAAUUAGGUUCUGGGCAUAUUGGUGCUUAUAGAAUCAUAGGAUCAAAAACUGUAGAGUUGGAAAGGACCCUGAGGGUUAUCUCGUCCAACCCCUUGCAAUGCAGGAAUCUCAACCAAAGCAUCCAUGGCAGAUUGGACGAGUCCAUGGUAGUACAUGAAGAGGGUUGCACUGUAACUGUUAAAGUCACAGUCUUUAGUUUAUGCAAAUGGGUUUCUUCACCUUCUACCCUGAGCUACUUUAGCUGUGCAUUGUGAAAUAGCUACUGCAUUGUUUUUCUACCCUAGAGGCAGCAGUCCUUGAGUAUAGAAAGUACAGGGGCUAGUCUGCCAUUUUAUCUAGUGGAUGCUUGCCUUACAGUGCUUUGAAGCCUUUCAGGAUGGGAAUGUGUUUCAUUAGAUUACCUUCCAAUGCUUUCCAGUCUUGCCUUCCACUAGCUCUUACCUGUGCUUUUGUGCUAUGCCACUUGUUCUUUGCAGCUGCCAUCCAGCAGAAUUUCUUACCCUUCCAUUUUCAAGUAGUUAUUAUUCUAACACUUUCUUCUGAAAGCAGCAGAUUGAUAGUUUGUAUGAUUAUUAGGUUUAAGCAUGUGUUACUCUUGACUUGCCAGUUCAUGGCAGCCAUCUGAAGUGCACAUGGUACAGGCAACUCACUGUUGACCAAGGUUAACUAUGCAACCAGAGCAGCUUGCGAGCAAGGUGGGUUAGUUUCACUUGAGUCUGCACACCUGAUCAGGUACUGCCACAAAAUCCCAUCUCAGCUCCAACUUUUUGGCUUCAUUUUUUUCAAAUUAUUUAUUGGAAAACUUAAUUUUAGUUAAUUUCUCUUAUAUUUGAGUGAAUGGGAAGAUUCCAGCUUUAACUUUGAAUUGUUUUUUUCUAUUGUGGCUGUAUAGAAAGUUUAAAAUAUGACCACUGUGUCUUUUAUUGCCUAGAAGUCUAAUGACAAAGAACAAUCCCACAAAUACUAUUUUGUAAGCUGUCUAUUGAAUUGGCAGAUGAAGAAACCUAGGUGACACUUGCAAAUAUAUAGGAUUGGCAACUACCUGUAUAAAAUACAUUAGCUGUGUCUCAAAAAACAUGUUGCUACCUGAAAUUCUACAUGUGAGAAACCACUGGGACUUUAAAAGUAGCCAUGCCUAGGAUUUUUCUGUAAAUGGUGCACUUCCAUGUCUUCUUUCUGGGUAAAUGUAGUCAAAGAGGAACAUGGCAGCUUGCUGCUUGAAUUCCAAAGGAAUUCAUGGAUCAUAUUGCUGGAUAGUAAGUGAGACAUUUUGCAAUUUAAAUGGUGCAGUGCCACUUUUCCUCUCUGGUACACUUCUCCAAUGAUUGAUGGACUGUUUGUUUUAAAAUGGAUAUUCAGAAUCUUUAUUCUUUUCAUUAAUGUAGAAGUGAAAAAGCAUAUAAGCUAUAUGCAUUUUGGGAUGCAGGCAACAAUAUAGGCUUGAGUUAUUUCACUAAGUACUGCUGUACAACCACUUUCUAAGCCAGGGUUGGGGGAUCUUGUUGGAUUCUAAUGAGCUCCAACCAGCAUGGCCAGUGGUGAGGGAUGCUGGUUGUUGUAGUCCAGGAACAUCUGGAGAGCCACAAGUUCUGCAUCCUGUUCUGUGGGACAGCAUGCUGCAUUUAAUAAUAGUAAUAAUAAUAAUAAUAAUAAUAAUAAUAAUAAUAAUAUAUAAUAAUAAUAAUAAUAAUAAUAAUAUAAUAUCCCACCCAUCUGGCUGAGUUUCCCCAGCCAUUUCAUUUGGAAUAGGUAGUAGAAAGCUUGGUGUUAAAAAUGACCAGGUUUUGGAGGAUGGGGAGAUUAGGAAGAUAGAAUGCAGCUGCUAGAAUUAAAAUAAAACCAUUUUUGUGCUUCGUUAUGGAAGGAAAGUUUCCAGAGCGCAAAGACGCAGGCCCACAUCUCUCAGCUUGCAGUUUCUGCAACCUGAAACUCCUCUUAUCCCUCUACAGAUGAUUCUGUGUCAUGCUCUAGUUAACUUUUUCAUUCAAAUGCUGUCUUGGCCUUUGCCUGCUUAGCUUGUCUUCUCAAUCACAAGAGGCCUGAGUUAUGAAAGGCCUAUAGAUUGUUGUCUUGGGGGGGAAAAGAUACAGAAGCACUUGCAGUCCAGCAGCGGAACGGCAGGUUGGAGGUAGACAUUAUUAAAAUGGCCCUUCUAGGCAAUAUUGUUUUUAAAGUCUCCUUGUGUGAAAAGAACCUUUGCCUCCCAUUGUUAUGGAAGUCCUGCCUGCUGUCCGCAUGACAACCAUUGGAGAAUAAACAAUUUCAAAUAUCCCCAAAUGAAAAAAAAAUCCAUACAAAUUGAGCAACGAUGACAAAUUAUGCCACUUGAUUUUAUUUGCAUACAUUAUUUCACAGGGACGAACUGUAGAUUGUAUUUUUUAAAGAAAAUUAAGCACAGAAUUCAAGAUUGCUUGCUUAUAUAGAGACCAGCUUGGCCUUAUAUAGCAAAAAAUCACUCCUUCGCAGAAAUGUAACAGACCAAUGAUGCUUCACUGUAUUUGUGACUGGAAUGCUACCACAUGCUACCACAUGAAGGCUGUUUCAGUCACUAGAAGUAAAAAAAAAAACCCUUGAGAUCACAUGCUUUCUUCCUUUUGUCACUUCCGUUGCCAGGCCUAUUUUUCUUUGUAAAAGUUUUUUUUUAUAAAAAAAAUACACAUUCAAAUAGAAAGCUAAAAGGAAGUGUUAAGUCUAGUCUUCAUUCUCAUUCCCUGUGUGGGUGGUUGGCGUUCCUUGAACCUCACUCAUAAUCAUAUCUGUAAUUUGCCUGGCACAGGAUUAAUUCAGUAUAUGCCAGGAAGAGACAGGAUCAAGUGAUUGAAUUUUAUCCAUUUACUUAGAACCAUUGAAAUUGGUCACCUUAAGUUGGUCAAGUCCAUUAAUUUCGGUGAUAUGACUAACAUUGGAUAUAAAUCACUGUCUCUAAAGUACCUUCCAUAAAAAGCCAGCCUAUCUCCAUGGCCCAUGAAGAAUGUAUGUUCAGAAGAAUGCCAGUUUGUCUGGAUAGCUGAAAUACAUUUGUAUGUAUUUCAUCAUCUCUUGAGAGAAAGUGAUCUUAGAAGUGACUACAUGGUUUGUGAGCCUUGAACUUCCAGGGUAGUGAUAAUAUUUGGUGUAACUUCAGAUUUUGAACAAGUGCUAAACCUAUGAAUAUUGACUGGGUUUUUAAAAUUAAAGGCAUGGGGACUGACACAGAGCAUAAUUAAAUAUAACCAAAUAUUUUUGGAAAUAUGGAGGAUUCACAGUUAUCUUUCUAAUACUUCUGAAGGUCAGAUAUAUUUUCCCCACCUAACCCAGCAGGAUUGUGGCUUUAGAAAUUUGACUUCCAUUAGUUUCAUUUUUUCAUGGAAAUCUCUUUGCUAAAAUGCAGGACUUUUUAUUUAUUAUUGCAUAGAUAGACAUAUUUCACUGAGAACAUAUCAGUAAUGCUGACUUUGUAACUCAUUCUCUAGAAGCAUCAGGGACUUAAUUUCCUAGUUUAUGAUAUUUAAUUUUAACCCUUUAUCACAUGUGUGGUUAUUUCAUGCAUUCUUAAUCAGAAUAUUAAAUCACAUUAAAUCCACCGCUUCCUGGUUUAAAGUAACUAGUGGCUCACAAGCAGAGACAAUAUGGAGCUAUUUGAACUGGCUUUAGGGGAAUGCCUUAAAGCUGCAAUGUGGGAAGUUUAAGCAAAAGAAAACAUUAUUAUGCCAUGAAACUCCAGGUGCCUUUCCUGAGCAGUCAGGUAUAUAAGCUCUAUCAGCAGACUCAGUUUAGAGGUGAUUUGCAAGAAUAAUUAUUUCCAUGACUUAAAAUAAUAAGUUGGGAAUUUGCCCUUAACACAAUAUAUCUUUUUUUCAAAUACAUCUGGUACAAGUUUCUAUCACAUUUAAUAUGAUUGGUACAUUGAGCCUGGUUUCAACUCUGGUUAAACUGCUGGUUUAAAGAAGAGCCUUGUAUGGGCAUGCCAGCAGCUGGAACUAGGUUGUCCUUUUAGCUUAGCUAUCACCAUUACAGUAAUUUAAGCUGAUUUAUGAAGCUUGCAAAAUGUGUAAGUCUGCUCUGCCUGCACUUCUGCCUCCCUGUUCCUAGCCAUUGUCAUUCAAAGUAGAGUUCAUGUUGAAUUCAGUCAGCGCUGGCCUGAGAUGGCCAUGUAGGGUUAUGCCCCAUAGCUGGCAAACCACAUCAUCUGAAGUAUCUGGUGAAUCCUCCAAUGUCGGCAGCCUAACUAGUGUUUCUCUUUUCCUCUGCUUCCAUUCUGUGUGCAGUACCUGCUUAUGCCCAUCAACUGAACCUUCCUGCUUUGCUCUGCUUCUGUUUUGGCUUUCUUCCAUGUCCUGUUCUUCCCACUACAGCCGUUUUCUUCCCCUUUAAUGUAACCUUUUCCAGUGUUGUACUGGAUUGAUUGACCAUUUCUGCAGCAUGAUUUUCUCCUUUGCUGUGGUUCUCCUUUUGGCAGACAGAGGCUGACAGGUUUGCAUGAUCAAGCUGUAGUGUAGCAUGCAGGCUUCUUCGAUUGAGAGCUUGAGCGGGGAGCGUGUUAUAAGAAUGGAUUUCUCCUUCACAGGCUAUUACUAUAUUUGGAUGCAAGGGGGAGGUGUACAGUGUAGUAGGGUGUGAUGGGGAGAAUAGCAGCUAGAUUUGCCAUGCAGUAUUUUCACAAGCAUUAAUGUUUCUGGGUUUCUGAAUUGGUAUAUUGAUAUCUAGGAUUAAGAGAGUAUACCCUUUAUCCUGUUGGGUGCAGCAUGAUUGAUAAUCUUUUACUUUCUUCAUGCCCAUCUGCUUCCAGGCAGAAUUCUCUGCUGCUCUCCAGAGGGUCCCCAUCCAAUGGGACCAUGCUAGUCUGGACAGUUCAGUUGAAACUUUGGUUCAUAUGCUCACCUUUCAAACUGCACAUCACAGAAAGCAUGUGCUUAACCCAAGAAGAUUAAGCCCUUUUCUGUUUACAGAAGCAUCCUGACUGUCCUUGUGUUGGAGGGUACCUUAGCUCCAUUAAAGAUGGCGAAACCAGAGAGAAGCUGGUGUCCUUUCAUGAUAUCUGCCUCUCUUUCUCCUUACUUCAACAAACGUGAUUCUGCUACUGGUUCUGAAAACUCUUUCUUAUGUUAUAAAGAAGGGUAUAAGAAGAAGUUCAAGACUUCAUUAAUGUGGAACCUGCAGCUCUCAGAGAUAAACAAAUCCCAAGUUACAGUUGAAUUGGGGGGAAAGUGAAAGCUGCCACUUCUGUCUGUCUUACAACAUAUGAAUAAGCCCCGAGAUUAAUAUACGCCACUCCUCUUGCAUCAAUCAGGAGGCAUAUCACAUAGUUCAGACCCACUACCAGGGGCCAAGCAAGCACAGUUGCAUUGUGCUAGAUAUGGCACACAUGAUUCAGAUAUAAGCCAGCCUGGUACAAAAACUCGUAUCAGCCUAGAUAAUUGUGUGUGUGUCAAGGCAGCUGAAACGCACUUUUUUGGCAAACCAUAUUCCCAAAUAGAAUUACUCACUGCCAAACUGGUUUAGUCCCAUGAGACUGACUGUAUAAGAAACAUUAUGUUCCUAAGGAGGCAGGAGAAAACAGCAAUGAAUUCUGUAGAGCAGGCGUACCCAACAUGUUGCCCUCCAUAUGUUGCUGGACUUGAAUUCCCAUCUUAUCUGACCAUUAGCCAAGCCAGCUGGGCUGGUGGGAGUUUGAGUCAAACAGCAUUUGGAGAGCACUGUGUUUGCUACCCCUGCUGUAGAGGCUUAUGGAACACAUUUAUAAAUGGCAAAACUGCUACUUCUUUGCCAAUAAACUUUGCAGUGUUUGUCCAUCACAAUACUCUUAUUAAGGUAUUAUUUUCACUUUAUAGGUUUACUCCCUCCAGGGUUAAAUUAUACUGCUUCAUUGGUCACUGGCUUGCUUUUGUUAAUAGAGAUUCUUAAGCAACUUUAAUCUACUGCCUGCAGUUUGCUAUAGGCACAAUCCCAUCUGUGCUUGACAAAUCAGAGUGUUCCCAAUAGUAGGAAGCCCCAAACCACUGCUAUAAGAGCAUGCAAUAGAGAGCCAUUGGAGAGGUAAGACUGAAUGUUUUAUAAGAGAGAUAUUUUUUUUAAAAACCAAGUGAAGCCAGAAGAAAACUUUUGAGAUUGUAGCUCAGUUCAUUUGUAAAUGUCUGCUUAGUGUGGGACUUGGUGAAAUGAUGAUUUUCUAUCCAGAAAAAUCUAUGAAAAUUAUCAUUUGCUUAUAACUGCAGUCAUUUUUGUUGUAGACAUAAUCCUGACUCACCCUUUUGGUAUUUUGGCCCCUGGAUCCCUUGCUCUUUCAGAACCCUAAGGUACUCAUUAAAAAAAGUUGUAGUAAAAGAAACAGAUACAAAAUGUAAUUUUAAAUUAAAAAAUUGUCCCUGAUUCUUUAACUUAUAAACAGAAUAUUGCCCGAAACUAUCUACAGAAAUGGUGUACAUAUUUAGAUGGCAGUCAAAAGUGUUUGACGGAUUUGAACUGCGGAGGCUUAAAAUACUAUAGUGAUAUGCACCUAUGUCCAACCCAGAGUCCAUUUAUUUGAGAAGGUCUGUUCUGAGCAUGACUAAUGUUGAAUAUCAGCACAUGUUCCAAGAAAACUUUGAAAUGACAUGGAUCCUACCAGAUGGGUUUUUAAUGAGCUUAAGACCAAUCUCUGUUUAUUUUUGUAGUGGUGAUUUUCAAAAUGAAUGGGCUGUCCUCUCAAUGCAGAAUUCUGUUAACUUCACUAAUUGCUGUAGCGCUUUGCUUUUGAAGUCACUUGCAGAGUCAUAUACCCUUUCUUUAACCUAUGUAUUCUGGUGUGGGAAGAAAAGCCAAAUUAUAAAAAGAAAGAAAAAGCCAGUUAAAGGAACAAAUGUAUGGCUCAUAAUGAGUUUUUUAUUCUUUACAUUGUUUCUGAGGAAACUCUUCCAUAGUUCUCCCAAGGCACCACAAAGAUACAUUAUGGUGCUGAAAAAGAUUUUUUUAAUUGCUCUGUGUGGCUCCUUUAAAUCUAAAACCUAUGCCAUUGCAAACUUUAUGAAAAAUUGUUGCCAAACCUAAGCUAUACAACAUAGCUGUUCCAUGAGCAAGACUGCAGUGUUUCUGAAAACUAUGGGAGACCAGGAAGGAAUAUCACAUUAAAUAAUGGUUUCUUAAAUUAAUGUAAUUCAAUAGUGUUUGAGACUUCAUCAGAGUUGAAUCUCCCAUUUUUGCUGCAAUAACAUUUCCACCUCUUUUAAAUAGUUUUUAUCCCCUAAAAUAAGCAAAUAGGUUAAUGCUUUUCAUACCUGCCAGGUGGAGACAACCUGGAGAGCAGAUGUUUGUACGAUGACACUUAUAUUUCUACCAUUGAUCUGCCAGGCUUGAUCUGCUAUUUGUGGAAACUAGGCCUUAGCUAGUUAGCUGCUUCUAAGAUUAGUGACUUAGCUAGUCAGGACCCACCUAUAUACCCCAGUCCUUUGAUGGAAAUUGAAGCACCUUUAGAUUAUUUUGCUCCUUUGCCCACAGAACCAAUCCUACCAACACAUCCUCCAAACUUCUCAUUAGAAAUUUGUUUUACUGUUGCAACAGAAAACCUUAAUAAAACCCAUACUAUUUCCUCUAUGUUGUAUUUAUAACAUACAUUGUAAUUAGUGCUUUAAUCUUUGCCUUUCUGGUAAUUGAAUAAGUUUGGAGAAAUUCAAGGUAGCACUGAGGAGAUUGCUCUGUUGGUGCAAGCAGUUCUGCUUGUUUGAUGGAAAAACCUCUACACUCCCCCUGUGUCAUUCUGGGGAGUCUCUAAAACACCCCCCCCAGCCACUGGGUGGGCAUUGGGGGAAAAAACUGUUGUGUGGUGGAAGCAUUUGCAUGGACUUCUGCUAGUGAGACCAUUUAGCGGAAUCUGGUGCCUUGUGCUUUUUUGUCAAUCUGGACUGCAGAAAUUUUCAUCCAUUUCUUGUAUUUUCUUUCUUUGCUUUCAGGUUACACUAGAAGCUCCUUUUCAGGGAAUUUAAAAAUCCUGCACUGACCAUUUUAGAAUUCUCUUGUCCUUAGCAAUAAAAAUGAUUAUGCCUUUAAAUAUAUAUAUAUUUCAGAAAUAGUCAGCUCUCCUUAAUUAAUUUUCUAGCUGAGGAAGCUUCCUUUUUGGACCUGAAUUCAGAUGACCUGUACUCCAUUGGUUUGCUCCUAUCCUCUGCCCCAAAGGAUUAUGUACAAGCAUUUUGUGGUCACUUGCAAGAGAAGCAAGCAUCACCUUUAGUAGUUUUCAUGAACUGGUACUAAUUGAGAUGAACCACAAUUAAAAAACCCCUGUUGGGGGUCUGUCUCACGUCCUCCAUGAUGUUGUCAUCCUAUAAAUCUUUGUAGCGUGGACCACACUGCACAUUACAAUGAAACAUACCAAGAAUAAGCUGAUCUGAGUGUUAAGACAUCCCUUGUUACAAUGUAACUUCAUGACCUCUUUUGGCUAGCCUCAGUAUCCCUUUCUCCACCUGUUGUACUGAUCUACCUUACAUAAAAGUUGUAAGGAUUAUGGAUGUAAUAUAAAGGGAGCUCUUUUAGCAGAAGAUGUACAUUUUGUUAUCUUAAUAGAGCUUCAUUGUUUAUAUUUUUAAAAGUUUUCCUAUUUUAUGCAGUCUCAGUCCUGGGGCCAGGAGAGUCCAUGGGGACUUCUCACUUGCUUUCUUCAAACAGCAGCUCCUCUCUUUCCCCACGCCAUACAAGACAUUGUUUUUGAAGCUGAGGAGAAUUUCAAGAGCAGUUUGUGACUUUUGUAAGAAUUAGUUGUUCAAAGAAAUGCAGUCAAAACAUUUUACUGCCUCACUAUGAACUAUUAUGCCUCUUUAGAUCCCAGGACAGAAUUCUAGCUCGCAUGUUGCAUUGCACGUUGAUCUGUUAUUCAUGGCUGACGCAGCUGCUCUCAAAGUGGAAGUUGGGGGCUGCCCAAGCAUUGAGAGUGGGUUCACUUGUUACGUAUUUUGUAUAGAACCUGGCACAAUUCUUCUGAACCAUAAUUCCUGCCUGAAAUCAUCACUUCUGCCCAAGUAUCAGGAAACUGAUACUUGAGAAUCCACUUUAGUACCGGCAACCUAUCAUAACUAACUGACAGUAGCAGCACUUUUCUUUCUGCCUCUCCCACCUUAAUAUUUGCAACCUUGGAGGGGAUAGAAGUGUUUCAGAAAUUAAAAUUAAAAAAUAACGCUGUUACUGAGUUCCGUUGAGCAACCUUGUCAUUGUUAGUGGCAAGAUUGCAAUAUGGAAGCCAGUAUUUCUACUUUAGCCAAGGGCUAUUGUUGAGGUUGAUGAAGGAAGUUGUGUGUGGCUGAGCUUUUUAUUUUUCAAAUGAGCAAGCAAAUCCACUGGGGCCGGGGUGGGGAACUUGUGUCCUGCUAGACGUUGAAUUCCCACCUCCCGCCAGCAUGGCCAUUGAUCAAGGCUGAUGCAGGUUGGAUUCCGGCUUCUGGAGGGUCACAGCUUCCCCACUCCAGCACUACGACUUAUUCACUCGUUGAUUUAAGGGACACUCCUAUUCCCAUUUUUAGAAAUAAGCCAUAUCACCAAUAAUAUGAGUUGCAGCUUUGCUUGAUCUCAUGAUGCACUGCUUAGCCUCUGAGCUAACUGGAGGUGAGUUGGGAUGUCUGUGUAGAAUUGUUGUACUCUGGCUGUGUGCCUCGCUGUGUCUUCCUAUUUUUGGAUUAAAACCUAUGUAGACACAGGAAACCAGGUAAAAUAUGAAAGGUUAUGGGAAGAAUUGCAGUAUCAAAUAAUUGUACACAUUGUGCUGGAAAGAUUAGAUGUAACCAUUCAGCUACUAACAGAUGUUUCUAAAACCUGUGCAGCAUGACUUCUGCUUGCCUGUGCUAUUCCCAGGAUACAGCAGUUUCUUGAUCUAGGUGCCCUGAAGAGUCCCCUCUUUUAGAUUUGUUCAAAAAUGGAUAGUUGCCCUUAGAAAGCUCUCUUCAGGCUUAGCAGAGACCUCUGUCCAAAUAUGCUUGUGCUAAGACCAAGCAGGAAGAAAGUUCUUGGUGCUAUCUCACAUCACACUCACUGCACAAGCCCCUGGGCAGAGAAACUAGGCUUUAUCUUUAGUCCCAGAAGCAGGUUCUUUCUAAAAAUGGAUUUAAUUUUAAACCACACAUACUCUCCCUCCUGGUCCUAGGCCCAGAUUAAGCCUGCAAACAACUUGCCAGUAUAAUAUCCACACAGUCAUUGAUCUGCCUACCAGGCAGGUCACUGAUGCCUACCAAUGUAACAUGAAUAUGCCAGUUUAUGGCUUAUUCCCAGUCAACAGAUGCCAACUGUUUUAAUAUAUGCAUAGGCACCAACAGUCCAGUUUAACUUGCUGCAUGGAUCCUCAUAUGAGUGAAGCCUGGCCAUCCUCUCAGGAAAACAGGGGAAGACCUAUUCAUUGUGCCCAGAUAGAGCUAUCCCCAGGAUGGUACAGUUAAAUGCUGUGGCUUCCACACAGAUUUGAGAAGAUGGGAUUUUAGAACACCUUGGGAGUACAGUAGGGCUAAGCUGACACCUCAGAAGUCAAGGUAACAACUGACUUUUUAUUGGAACCACAGGCUGGUUUUCUAGCACCCCUGCCUUCAAGACAAGAAACAUUGUGGGCUUGGGCUGCAAAGGAACCUAGCUUGAACCUGGAGCCCAUGCAUUGAAGCCUCUCUGCCUGACUUUUCCUCUCCUCUCCUCUCAGCAUUGCAGCUUCCCUUAGCCAACGAUGGAAGUAGCCGCUCCACCUCUUUGGACAGCUCGCCCCAGCAUCAUCACACUCAUCCGUCACGCCCCCGAAACUUUCUGGGCCUGCCUCCUCAGCCCCCCUUCCACAUGAACAAGAGCAUGGAGAGGUAAGCAGAACUAGAGCAAAUGAGGCAGGUUCUGGUGUGCUGUGCUCAUCUUCACUGCUGUAUUGAGACAGGAGGGACCAACUUGUUUUGAGAAAGGGAAGCAGUUUGGAGCAAAAGUUUUAUGUUGUGCUUGCCAUUUGAUCAGACAGGUCUGCGCACAAGACAUGAAGCGUUUGCUGUCCUUGUGCCUGUACAGCCGUGGAUAAUAGCGUGUUGGGGAACUGAAUGUUCUCUAGGCACUUUAAUCUUGUUGCUUAUUGCUAUUGCCACAGUCUUAACAGCUGCUUCACACUGUUCUUUUGAUGUAAGAGGCAGAGCUUUUGAAAAGGGCUCCUGUCUCAAACCAUCUUUGUUAGGUAGAUAUGGAACUUUCAUAACCCCUAGUUGCCUUGAGUUGCAUUUUUUUUUUUUUGUAAUAUCAUGUAAUAUCAGUAGCAGCCCAUGCAAAGUUUAAACUCUCCUGUUUGUGAAUUAACGUGCUAAGUUUGUCUGCUAAAUGAGUAAUUUAUAGCAUGCACACAAAAAUAUACAGUAAUGGCCCUGGGAGUUAGUAGAAGACCUGCUGCUUUUUUGGGUUUCACCAGGUAAUAAAAACUCAUGAUUUAACCUGCACUGUUCUGAUCUGCAGAUUGAGGUGUCUUGUUAUGUAAUUGACUUGUGAGUUGCUGGCUUUGAAUUCAUAUUAGAAAUUCUCUCAUGAUGGAGAUCUACUAGUUCGUAGGGUUGUCUAGAUGCCCUUGUUGAGAAGAGGAAUGGGUGGUUCUCCAUAGAGAUGGAGCCCGUUUCUGCAGAGAGAAGGGUCUGAGAUGUUCGUGUGCCAUGGCUAAAUGGAAGCAAACACAAUAUUUUUCCUUUUUUCUCUUUCCCUUUCUAGUAUAGAGAUUGAUCAGAAACUGCAGGAAAUUAUGAAGCAAACGGGUUACUUGACCAUCGGAGGGCAGGUGAGCUGACUUGAGAGGUGCAGCAGUUCGAAAUAUAUUGAAGCCUGAUGUAUAUUAAGAAUUAACCAAAAGCAACUCCCCACCCUUUUCAAUAUAAAAUGGAUUGAUGAGUAGCUUCUCUAUGUGCUCAUCUUCUCACAGAGAUACCAAGCAGAAAUCAAUGACCUAGAAAAUCUGGGUGAGAUUGGAAGUGGGACGUGUGGACAGGUGUGGAAAAUGCGUUUCAAGAAGACUGGACACAUCAUAGCUGUGAAGGUGAGGUAGAUCUACUGGGUGUUGAGUGGAAGAUAGCUUAAGAUGAAAGGAAAUGGCAGAGUUGGACUUCUAGAGGGUUCAUUGCUGGUGAAACUCUUAGGUGCCACAGAUUAUCUGGUUCCUGUGUCAGCUGUUGAGAGAGAAUCCAGUUGGGCAGGAUUAAGUGGGCCUUAACUUUCUUUGAUGGAAAGUAGUGAUGCUCUGUGAAUUAAUCAUAAAACAGUUAAGGGCCAUGAGGCCCUUUGUGGGUCAAAGCAUUAUCACCCGCGACUCUUUUGGCUCUUUCCACUUCUGCUCCUAAUUUCCAUUCUCUUCUCUGUUCAGCAAAUGCGUCGUUCUGGUAACAAAGAGGAGAACAAGAGGAUCCUGAUGGACCUGGAUGUGGUGCUGAAGAGUCAUGACUGUCCUUACAUUGUUCAGUGCUUUGGAACUUUCAUCACAAAUGUAAAUGAAGACGAUGCUACUGUUUUCUCAAGUCCGUCUGUAUUUUUCAAUGUAUUUAGAACAGCCACAUCAUAAUAACCUUAACUUUUACUUUUUUUUUACUCCCCCCCCCCCAUCCCUUAGACUGAUGUUUUUAUAGCCAUGGAGCUAAUGGGCACAUGUGCAGAGAAGCUGAAAAAACGAAUACAAGGGCCUAUCCCUGAGAGGAUCUUGGGAAAGAUGACUGUGGCGGUGAGGUUUUUUCUUUUUACAUUUAGAUCUCACAUUUCCCCCAUCUAGACAUUGGCCCAGUUCACAUGUCAUGCUAAACAUGGAACGAAUAGCAUGCUGGUAUAGGCUACUUAAUAGUACUCCUUCCUUGCUCCAGCUGUGGCAGAUUCACAGAUAAAACAAGCUAUAUAUCUGGUCUGUCAUGUCGCCUGGACUUGGGCUCAUGGCUUGUUCCCUCCAAACUGAUGAGUGGUAACAAAGUUAUUCUUGGGUUACCACUUGAGGUUUUUUUUUGUAGGAAACAAGCCAUGAGUCCAGGUCCACACAACAUGACAAGGUAGAACCUGGCUUGUUUUGUCUAUGACACAGAGGAGCCAUUAAUUGCUUCCAGGUUUCCAUGAUCAUGGCUUUUAAGGAGAUACAUUGUGCUUCAAACUCCUUCCUGCAUAUGGCAUCCAGGUAUUAUUCUUUUUCAGCUGCAUUUUCUGCAGUUUUUGAAGGCACAGCAACCAUUCUCCACUUGUUAUUUGUUAUUUUAUAUACCAUUCUCCUCCAUUUACUUGAGCCUCACACUUCUGUUUCUCUUUUGGCACACAAAAAUGAGCUAAGCUUCCCUGCUUGGAGCAAAAUGCUGUUGUAGACAGCAGAGGGAAUAAGAUUUUUUAAAUAGUGACUGCACUGUUGGGCGGAUUUUGGCAAAAUUUGGAACCCAGGACUGGGCGUUCUGUUCUGCGUGGUUGUUUUGAUUUCCUUUUGGCCAUGCCCCCCCUUGAUGCUGCAUAAUGAGAUGUGAUAAAAUCUAGGGCUCGGUUGAAGUCUGAAGUAUUAUCACACACUGAAAAAAUGAAGCCCAAUAUCUCACCUUAGGAUUCCAAGAAUAGUAACAGCAUUUCAAUAGCAACAACAGUUCAUGAACACGCCACCUUUCUUUUCCCCCAGUGGUAUCCCUGAAAACUGCUUGGUAAUCUGCAUGACUGAAGGGCUGUGCUGUAACGCUGUCUCCCCACAAGUUGUUGUGUAUACAAGACGUUUUGCCCCAGAGAACUGAAACUAUCUUUUCCAAGUAUCACGAAAGCCUCAGACUGAUUGCUGAGUGCAUAACCUUUGUUCUCUAAGCAGCAACAUGUUUUUACAGGCACGUUGAUAAAAGGGUAUCGUGAGUUCUAGACUAGUUCUGAGUUGUUUUCCUUAUAGUGAGCAACGAUUAAUUCUUCCGCAUUGUUUCCGAUGUGUUGCUUUCAGAUUGUCAAAGCGCUCUACUAUCUGAAAGAGAAGCAUGGUGUCAUCCAUAGAGAUGUGAAGCCUUCAAAUAUCUUGUUGGAUGAGAGGGGGCAAAUCAAAUUGUGUGACUUCGGGAUCAGUGGGAGGCUGGUGGACUCGAAAGCCAAAACCCGGAGUGCUGGUUGCGCAGCAUAUAUGGCGGUAAGAGAUGGGCAGAUGGCGAGAGAACAGCAGCAGGAAUCUUGCUGUGCUGUGAUGGAACUGAGCAAAAAAAAAAAGUGACAUUGUAUGUUGCUCUUCCUACAAAUUGCUCAGAAUAGCUUGUGUAUGAUUUAAUUAAAUACUCUUUAUUUGUUAAACUUUUAUGUCAUUCUUCCUCCAAGCUGCUUUGCAUGGGUUGGGUAUGAUCCCUAGCAGUCUCUCAUCCUAGCAGUGCUCUAGGCCAGACCCACUUCGUUGCAGCCGUUGAAAUGCACCAUGUGUCACGAUAACUUCUCUGCAGGACUAAGAAUUCCAUCGCUUGCAUUUUACUGUAGAAAGUUGUCACUAGAUUUGGCCUGAACUUUUGGGAAACUGUAUGGCAACUAUUAUGCAGAUGCUGUUACGGUAUCAAAGCAGCCUGCAAUUUUGUCUUAGCAACAUCCAGUGGGAUUCAGCUAAGUUUUUGUGUGCACGAAACAAGGCCCACUCAUGCAGUGAGACUCUCCCUCCUCUCCCCAUGUACCCAUGUGUUUCCCCCUAAAUCUGCUCUGGAAGGUUGAGGGAACCCCCAGAACAGGUUUAGGAGGAUGGGGGAAGUCUUGUUGUGUGAGUGGCAUUCAUUCUGUGCACACCCACACCCACUUCGUGUUGCUUUCAAUUCCACCCAUGGUUUGGCUUCUAUAAUUAGGGGAAUCUUGCUAGGUGCAGAUAAAGAGAUCAGUGGCAAAGAGGUUUUAUUUUUGACUGAAUUUGUAAUAAUCUUUUUGUUUCCAGCCUGAGAGAAUAGAUCCCCCUGAUCCCUCAAAACCAGAUUAUGAUAUCCGUGCAGAUGUUUGGAGCCUGGGCAUCUCUCUGGUAAGUAAAACCUGCUCCCCAUUUUUAAGGAAAUUUGUGUACCCUUGUUGGGAUCUUCAGGUUCUGGAUCAUAUCUCAACCAUCCUUUAAUGUAUGCAGUCCUUAAUACAUGACAUAAACAGCAAUAAGCUUUGGGGUGAGUUUUUCUUCUCUUUUCUUCAGUUUUUUUAAUGGAGUUAACUGAUUCAAAGGAGGCUGAUUUCUGGCUAUCCUGAACCCCAUUUUUGUCUCUACUAUUGAGGCUGGAUAAGCCAAGUGAUCAUUCUGUUCUACAUUUCUUCCCUUUCUUGCUCUCGUCUCUUUCUGUACAAUCAUUUAGAAUUGUGUUGUUUGUAUGGAUUUUUAUCUAUUUACCUUUGUUGUAACUGCCCUGUGGCUUAUAUGCAAAUAGUGGCAUAUACAUCACUGAAGCAUCAUUGAAGAGAUGCUGAUGAUAAUAAUGCUUUUUAGAUUAUUUCUGUUUUUAAUCACUUAUUUUUCAUUUCUCUACCACCCCUAAUGCAGGUUGAGCUGGCUACAGGUCAGUUCCCCUACAAGAACUGUAAAACAGAUUUUGAAGUCCUCACCAAGGUGUUGCAGGAAGAUCCUCCCCUUCUCCCAAACAACAUGGGAUUUUCUGUGGAUUUCCAGUCCUUUGUGAAAGACUGGUGAGUGAAGUGCCUUAAAUUCAUGUUAUGUAGAGCGGCUGCUUCAACAUUUCUUACAUAGACAGGAAGCCCUGCAGUUCCAGCUGGUUCCUCACUUUCCUGCUGAACUCUUGCACACCAGUUGCUUUCUCAGAUAUUGGCUAAUGUUCAUUCUAGGGCACCCCAUCUUCAGUACUAUUAGUAGUGUAUAUAAAAGAAUUGGAACUGUUCUGCUUGUUCAAACUGGUACCAUGCUCUUCUAAAGACUGAACUCAACCUCUGCUGGUGAUUUCCACCUAGAAAGGAAAUCCCAUAUCUGCCUCCAGGACAGCUGUGCUUAAAUUCUGGGCUAGCACAUCGUUGUGUAUGACCUCUUCUUGUCUACACAUUCCUGGCUCUUACCUCUUUUCUGUGUCUGAUGUACCGGUUCUAAAGGUGUAAGAAGUCCUUCAUUGCCACGGAAAUAAAAAGUAAUAUGUCGUAAGUUAGUUACAUUUCCCCAUCUUUCCUUGUUUCCAUUCCUUCCAACAAUUAGGCAGCUGUAAAUGAAUUGCACUCCUUGCAACUGGCAUUGACACUUCCACAAAUGUUCAAACAGAAAAUCAACUUCUGAUAGUGAUUGUUUUGUUCCAGUUAACUUUGAGCUUAUGUGUCCAACUUGCCACUCCUGGAUUCCAUCAAACAACCCCACGUAAGAUUGUUGCAAACUGCCAUGGGAUACUGGGCAUAGGAAGUUGACCCUGAAAGAUUAUUGGUAUGGCAGGAUAAUGGACUUCAUCCUGUUUGGCUGAGAGAGUUUGAAACUUAGAGUAGACCUAUGUCAAUAUGAGCUCUGUUUGCAAGGAUCCAUUAUGCAUCAGGUAGUGGAAACAUGCCGUGUUGGUUGCUCCAUAAAAUAAAUUGGAUCAUGUGUUUUGAAUGUGUGUUUCUGUUAUUUCUAGCCUUACUAAAGAUCACAGGAAGAGACCAAAGUACAACAAGCUACUUGUAAGUAUUGGUCACACCUCUUUCAUUGUGAAUAUUUUAAAAAAUCCCCCAGGGCUUGGAAAAAGGCCACAGUGGGUGCUUCUGCCAAUCCUUAAAGUUUAGAAAUAACCAGUAACAUUUCUUGGAACUAGUUUGUGCCAACUGGCAUGGAAGCUGAGAUUAAUAAAGUGACAUCCUUUCUUUUCUCCACAUAGUUUCUUUAAAGGAGAGGGAAAGUUCUUUUACUUUUUUAUUUGACUUUGGUCAGAUUUUUCCCUGCUCAUGUUUGGUGCUGUUGUGUAUCCUCCUUGUUGCUUAGCUAUAGCUGACAACUGUUGCUCACAGCUCUGUAGAAAUAACACAGGUGGUGUGACUCCCUUGCUUAUUUUCCAUCUCGUUUUGCCUGUUCCUUUGCAGGAACAUAACUUCAUCAAGCGUUAUGAGACACUGGAAGUGGAUGUGGCAUCCUGGUUCAAAGAUGUCAUGGCUAAGACAGAGUCACCCCGCACGAGUAGCAUCCUUAGCCAGCACCACCUGCCAUUCUUCACCAGGUAGCCAUGUAGAGUGGCUAUUGUGCCAGGGAAGGACCCCUUGGCAGACAGAGCUUGCAAGGUGGGGCAAGAGAGAGCACCACAACAGACACCUGCCCUCACAGCAGCAACUCUUCAGUGGCAUGAAUUGUUCGCUUCACCUGCUCAAAUCACCCUUGCCCAUGUUGUCUUUUCCUUCAGUAUUGCCAUGAAGAGAUGGGGUGGCUGUCUGGUCUUUCUGGAAUGUGGGUGUGUUCUAGAGCCUUUGGCAUUUCUGGCACCAGGCAGCCCAAGAAUACAAGGCCUUUUCCAGCCUGUGCUUGUUAUCUUUCUGUGAUAGAGCGCCUGCCAUCCGGAGUUGCCACGAAGUGACAGCUGCUCCCUGCUUGUCUCUCUCCACCUUGUCUGGAGGCUCAACAGUGACCCUUGCUCACGCACUGUGAACAGACACAAAACACGCAAAAGGAAAAAGAAGAUAUUUUUUUUACCACUUAUUUAUUAAGUUUGGACUUGUGGUGCUGCGGGCUGCCUGCUGCACCCGUUCACCCAUCCCUGCGUUAUUAAUGUCUGUUUUUGUUUUUUGUUUUUUCGUUUGUGUUUUUGGGAUUGUAUUUGCUGAGAGGGAAUGGGGCUGGACGUAGAUGGGUCGUCUGCUGCUUUAGAUUCUGAGCUUAGCUGUUGCUGUUGUCUUGGUUUCAUUUUUUCUUAGGGCUUGGGGAGACAGGAAAGUGUAAGUUUGAGAAUUAUUCUCAUCCAAGAGUAGCUCAGUUAAAGUGAUUUUUUCCCUCUUCAAUUCUUUUUGAACUCAGGGGUUCCUAUCUUUUGUUUUGAGCGUGAACAAAGUUUUGUCAGUGGUGUUUUAUUUACCAAAGUGUGUGUUUGGUGCUAGGAUAAAUGCUUGUUCAUUUUCUUCCAGUAUUUAAGAAAAGGAAAAGCAGAACUUAAAAGAUAAUCCUGGCAUCAAGAAAGCCAUUUUUUAAAAAAAGAUUCAGCCCAAAUGAUUCUUACUGCUGUGUCUUAGGGAUUCUUUAAUAUAUUGAAAUAGUAACACAUUUAUGCCCUAUUGUGGACUUAAUUGACUCGAUUCUUAACUGGUCACAAGUGUGUAUCUCCAGUUGAGAAUUGGUCAGAGUUUGCUCUUUGGAGAUCAUGGGCUAGAAUCUGCACUGUCUGUCUAGAUGCUCAGACUUCAUGAAAUCUCAGAGGCGGGAUUCUAAAUUAUCCAAAAGGCUUGGAGGAUGAAGGCUGAGCACCCUCCUCAAUCCUACUCUUUCAGAAUAAAGCUUUUUUUUCUGCUAGUGUUUUUAACAGGAUAAGAAGCCAGAAGGGACAGAAUUCCAAUUAACUCUAAUUGGCAGGCAUUCCCAAAGUGUUGGGGCCAUGCUGUAGGCACCAAGGUCUCUGGGUCAUUGAAGUUGUCAUAUAAACCUUUAGGGGCAACAAUUGCCACCAUCCGCCUUGGGAAUGAGAGGUGGUCAGAGACUUUGGGAAUGAAUCCUGGUUUUCUUCUUGAGUCAAUUCUGCCAAUCCCAAUUGCAUUUCAGGUAGUCCAGAGGUUAAAGCACAGUCCUGAAGCUCUGACUGUUAACCUGAAGGUGAGGCUUAUUCCUGCUUUCUCUUGCUAGCAAAGGUUGGAGUACCAUAAUCUUAGCUCUUGUCUCAAUCCUAUGGAUAUUUGGGUCAGAGUGGUUACUUGUGGCGCAGGCAUGAUGGUGCACUGCAUUGUCAGAUGCCGUACUAUACUAGAUGUAUAGAUCAACUUCAUGAACCCAACACACACACGCACACAGAAGUUUUAGACUAAAGUCAUAACAGUACUUGGGAUGUCCUGAAAAGGAGAUGCUCCUGUGGUCAUUGAUGAUGCUGGGCUGUCUGCUUAGUACAACUCCUUGAGACAUGAUUCCAUCUAUAUUCUGGCUGUUUCCAAGGGGGAGCUCCUAUAUUGUAUUAUGUUUCCAAGGGGGGCCAAAAUUAGGUACAUUCAGUGGCAGAAUUAGUGGAGGGAGGAGCAGUUACAGCAUAAUCCAUGUUCGGGCAUGUCCUACAAAGUGCUUGGGGGUGCUGGGUAACCUGCCAGAAAGUCAGACCAGACCAAGAGGGUCCUUUGAAAAUGGGGCAGUGCACUUGCUUGACUUGUGAAGAAGUAGGUGGGUGUUUUCUGUGACUGAUUAGAUUUUUAGAGUGGAUAGUUGCUAACAAAAUGAGGCAAGUUACCAAAGAGCUUGGAGGACAUGGAGAGUUCAUUUCCUGAGAGGGUGGAGGUCUUCAUUCUUUGUGACUGGGACAUCGUUACAACACAGUGUGGAAGUUCAGUUAUUCUGCUGACCUCAGUAGUGACUGUUAAUGUGGCAGAAUUUUUCGGAAUAUGAAGGAAGGCAAUUUCAUUUGCACACAGGCUUUAUGAGUAGGUGGUUUUGUGCCUAAAAGAAAAUGGGUGGAGUGUAUUAUAUGAAAAGACAUUUGCUGUAUGAGAGAAAGUUGGAAGUGAAGAGCUGGUGAAAACUAAAAUGUGAGCAGAGACAGAAAGUUUCAGAUUUAAGAUGCGUCCAUACUGUUGAAACAGUGAGUGAAUAUUAAUGUUUUUUAUGGAAGUGGAGUAGGAAAAGCAAUGAAGUUUACCUGUGGGUGUCUAAUGAAAAACAGAAGGUGGUGCUGCGGUGCAUGUUUAAGAGAUGCCUAGCUUCCAAGAUGAAUUCCUUUAGUAUUGUGGAGGCUUCAACAAGAUGUUUAUUUAGCCUCUUCUGUGAACUUUGGCUAUGAUGUCUUCCUAAACUCUCCAGAAUUUUAAGAAAAUCUGAGUGUUUUCCAAAGACAUUAUGCCACAGUUUGAAAGUAGCUUGAAAAUAGUGUGCUAAACCAUAGUUUGAGAACCAGGAACAAACAACAAACUCACACACUUACCUUUCCCAUUAGUGAUCUGAUCUUGUUAGAGUAAACUACAGUUUCCCAUUGGAUCUGAAAUAGUAAACUGAGCUGUUACAGUUCUCUAGCAGUAAUAAUAAACCAUGGUUUGAUCCUGGUUAGUAAAAUAACAGUUUGCCAAUUCAGACACAAUGGGGAAUUGCAGCUGAAACUAACCAGGAUCUCUGCACCAACACGGGGGGGGGGGGGGUAAAGGGGGAGAAUGCAUGCCUGAUGUUUGCUGACUUCCUAAACUUUGAUUUAGAGAGUCAGUAAUGUACAUCCAGACAUGGUUUUGAUUUCAAGAUAUUGAGUCGUGCUUUUCAAAAAAAUAAAUAAAUGGGUGGUUCCGCAUAGGCAAAAGACUUUGUUAUUUUCAAUAGCAAGAUCUUUUUGCCGUAUUGGAAGCUCUUUGGGUAGAGGACAAACAUAGUAGAAAUGCAGUUUUGUGUUUCACUUGAGCAAAAUAACAAGAAAGCUCAUUAAGACUACUUGGAGAUAUCAUCUGUCGGGGUGAAGGGCAUAGGAGAUCAUUUUGCCACAGAAAUGUGUUUUGGUUAGGAAUCGUUCAGGCCUCCCAACUUCAAAUUGAUACAAGAAUGAUCCCAUAAAGGUGCAGAUUUGAGAUGUCACUUGCACACAAAAAAUGGUUUGGAGAAGAGUAAAGCAUGCUUUCUAGGGCAUCUUCCACAAGAUGACAAGAAGAGCAGUACACUGUCAAAAUAUUGAACUGCCUAGAGAAGGAGUGGGGAGAGGCUAAAACCCCUUAUAGCAGAGGACAAGGUAGAGUGUCUGAAAGAUAUAAUGAGAAACUCAUAGGAGAACUAAAGCCCUGGUGACCAGUAGGACCAGUUGCAGUAGUCUUCUCCGUGGAUGAUCUAUCUCAGUGAUAGGCCCUCACCCUUCUGCUUGCUUUUGCACAGUCCAGCAAUUGUGGAGUUAGUCACCACUUUUGAGAAUUCAUCUUGGAAAGCAGGCUGGUAGUCAUCAAAGGUCUGAGCGUGUCUUGUCGUUUUGUCCGGGAAGUGAAGCACCUUGGGUAGAGAAUGCUGGCGCAGGUGCGGGAACAGAGGAGAUAUUGUAAGUGUAAAAAGUUGGACUCGAGAUCCAGGUGGAAGAACAGCACGUGCAAGUUGAGAAUGGCACUGGGCUGUGUGUAGAAGAAAGUGGUGUUUAAAAUUGGAUGUCAAGUUAAUGUGCGGUGUGUACUGGGAAGUACAGAAGGUGUGGGAAAGAGAUAAAUAGAAAGGGUUAGUAGAAGCAGUCCAAUGGGAGCGGUUUUAUCGCCUUGUCCUAAAAGCUGGGUGUGCCCUCCUUUUGGCUCUACAACCUGUUCUUCCAUUGGACUUCUAUGAAAUGUACUUUAGCAAAUGAAGCAUACUAGUUGGCAGAGAACUGGUGAUACAUGGUAUGACAACUGGCACUGGUACCUUUCCAAAGUGGCUGAUAUCUAAAAGUGGAACUAGCAGUGGAUCUACCUUCUGGCUUGACCUAAAAACCAUGGUUUAGCUUUAGAGCACAGAGCCUCUCAAAACUUUUUUAUUAGCAGUUGCCAGCAUGAAUUGGUUAAUCUUUAGUGGCUGGCUAGGCCCUGGAAAUCUUAAAUCAAGAAGCAUUGGUUGGAAGAUAGUUGAGAGUACAAGAAUUAGAGCACUGGGUUUUCUAGUGCUAAUGGAAAGCAGGUGCCCCUAAUGAUGGAAUUGGCUUUGCAAUGAUGAGAUUUUUCUCUUUAAAGAUGGCUUUUGGGUUUUGUUUCUUCUUGGUGUUUAAGAAUUUGUAGGUAUCUGCUUUGCUGCUCCUAAAAGCUUUAUUCCGUUUAAGAUUCCAAGUGAUGGAACUGUCAGGUCCUAUGAAUAAGUGCCUCCUGUAAUGUAACUCCUGAAAAGCUAUUUUGUCCGUUGAUUUUUUUAGUGGAUAUUUAUUGAACAUUUGUGUCGUAUCUUGUGAACUUGGAAUUUAAGAAAAGAGCCCUUUUUUAAAAAAAAGUUGCUUAAAAUAAGUAACUUCAGCUUUGCGCUGUUUUAACUUUCCAUCAGGAAGAUUGUUCCAGCCAUUAAAUAAAUAUAUAAAUCUUUUGGCUCUCCUUUCUCUAGUGCCUCAAGACGUCAAGGUUUAGAAGUGCUCCUCCCACAAAGUUGUGAAAUAAAUUUGCCUGCAUGUUUGGAAAUGUGACGUAUGAGAUUUUUCCUGCACAUUUCAUCAUAUGUACAGCAGAGCAGUAGCUAGAAGAGAUACCAAGAGAUUUCUCCAGGUGUCUGAGUUUGUGUUCUUGUCUUAGCAAGGCAAAAGAUACCAGCAAGGGUCUUCAAGGGAAUUAGACUGUUUGCAUGCAGGUACUUCAGUACAUAGUGAAGUAUGUACUUGAGUAUUUAUAAAAUGACUAUUAGAUGAAACGCAGUACAAUGACUUGGUAAAGUCGCAGAACUAAAUCAGAUUUUUUUUUUUGUAAAAAAAAUAGAAGUUGUGCAAAUGUCAAUUAAGGUUAAAAUUCAAAAUUGAAAAUAUUUCUUGUGAACUGAAAAUUUAUCCUGAUGGAGAACAUGGCCGGUGUUCAAAAAAAAUGGGAGGGGGUAGAUUAUAAAACAUAAUAUUUACACAGGUUCAGAAUUAUUAGAUUGUUGUUCAGCAUUUGAAGCGGAAAGCUUCUGGGUUCACUUUAAAAAAUUGCACAUUUGUCCCUUUCAAGAAAUGAGUUUGGAUACAGUAUUCUAUUUCCCUUUGGACUUGAAGCUCUCAAACACGGCAGACCACCCAAAAACAAUUGACCUCUUGAAGAGCCUGGUUCAUCUUCCCUUUACUUCAAGAGAAAGCAAGAAUAACCUCUUAUCAGGAGAUUGCCUAACUCUCAAAUGUGGAAGGGUGUUUUCCAUUCUCAAAAGAAGGUUUUAAUUUAGCUUGCCAUGGUGGGGGGAGCUUACAGGGGUGGGAUAGGUUUGGGAAACGUUAAAGGUUUUUUCAAACGUUCAAAAACACAAGAUGUCUUUUCAAGAAAAAUUGAGGAAAAAAAUGCAGUUUUAUUGCAUUUUUUAAAUUAUUUUUUUAAUGUAUUAAUUUAGAACAAAUCUUUGUUAAUGUUAUUUUUAAUCUGGAUGGCUAAAUGUUUACAAUCGCCUGCCUGACAUCUGCUCUUAAAGUGUGUGGGGAUAUUGGGGUGGGGGGGGCACAGGUGUGCAGCGUGUGGUGCAUGCAAUUCAAAUGGGGGAUUUUAAAACAAACAAAACUGUAAAAAAAAAAAAUCAUGCCAAAGGUAAGGCAGAGACUAGCUGGGUAGAUGGUUAUAUUCUAGACAUUAGCAUUUCACUAUAUUCUCUAUAUACCAUAUAUUAUAAAUUUGCAUGUUAAAGUAAAUAGAAGUAACUUCUAUCUUAUACAGAAAGGGACUUUAACUUUGGAUUACUUGUAAAUUUGGUCACUUGUCUUGAUUCAGGACUGCCUGAACACCUUAAGCUUUAGGGGCUGCUUGAUUUUGUUUUUGUAUUUUGUUUUAUUUUUGUAGCCACCAAACUUUUGCUUUGCUGCCUUUUCAUUAAAAAGGGCAUGAUCCAAAGUUUCAUAGAGGGUUUUGAGAGCAGAGCUACUGAGUGGUGGCAGCCAAAUUGACUUGAGUUGCAGCCACCAUAGAACUAGUAGCCAAUUUGCUGUAUCUUCUCCAAUGCUGUAUCUUCCUUUGCUGACCUGUUAUACUGAAAUCGGCGUCAUGGAAACACCUGGAAGCUUUGUAUCACGGACAUCCACCAGGACAAUGCUGUACUCAUGUGAGCAGUCAGAAGGUUUCAGACGGCCAGCAGUUUAGCUUUGCUUGCUCAACCAACCUCCCUCAUGUUAGUUCCAAGUAAUCAAAGCUACACUUUUGUGCACAUUUAUUUAUUGCCCACAGGGAACUGUGUGUGUGUGUGUUUAAUUUAUUUUUUAAAACUUCCCUUUCUUUGACUUCUUAUGGAGGGUGUAUUUUUCAUUUAUAGUAUUUGGUGAGUAGACUGUUUUCUCAAAGUGGAGGAAUGGAGCAUCACAAACAGAUUUAAUUUCAGGUUGCAGACCACAGUCCAAAUUAAUUCCAGUGCUUGAUUCUUCUCUAAGAGACUUGAAAUGCUUGGGCUGUGGUUGGGCACGCGAAGUCUUGGAAUCAUGUAACUUUAAAAUUCCCAGGAUUCAAUAUCAUAAGGAUAAGAGUCGGUGAAGUUGCUCAUAGGUAAUAUUGGAAGAAGGACUGAGGCUGGAAAUCAAGAGAAUCAUGAUUAUGCAGAUUGACCAAACUCUGUGUUGAAGAAUUCAUGAAAUUUGCUUUAAAAUGAUAAUUAAGCUGAUAAGUUGAAUAUUUAUGCGUGCCUGCUGGCUUCAGAAUUUUAAUGUAAAACAAGUGCUAGUCAGUUACCUUUUAAGAAUUUUUUUUUCUAAUGUAGAUCAAGCUGUUCUAGGUUAUUCUCCAAACACCCGAUUCACAAGAGUUGCAGUCAAAAACAUGAGAAUUUAUAGCCCUGUAAAAGAGGAAGAUUGACCUGGAGAUGAGUUGGAGAACUUGCAGACACCCUGCCAAUAUUGAGUUUUAUUCCCAAGUAGAGAGAAAAUACUGUUCCUCUGUAGCUGUAGUGGAUUUUGCCCAAAUACAAGAACACAAUAUUUCAGGAUGGUAGCAUAGGAAUUGGCAUGCAACAUGAACUGAUGGGGGGUGCCUGUAGGUAGAGGAAAGGGACUUAGGAGAGACAGUUCACAUUACUUGUUUCUGUCACAUCCUAGUUUUAGAGAUGGUUUGUACACUCACACAGUGAAGUUUGGAGAAAUGGUUAUCUCAGAGAACUUUGGGAUCAGGUCUGGAGAGAAGUCCUGUUUUGUUUAUCCUGCUUAAGGGGAGCUUCUUAAAAACAACAAAAUUGUCACCAUAUAUAUAUAUACACUUACCUGUAGAGUGGUUCUUAAUUUUUUAAAAAAUAAUAAUUUGGCUCUAGCUUCACAUUGGUGCUGUAAACCAAACCAUUUUAAAAAGAAAGUAAUGCUCUAUAUACCAAAGUAUUUCAGCUAUUUGUUUGGAAGUUUGUGGAGUUUUUAAUAGCAUAACCAUCUCCUUCCUAUCCCCACAGCAGGCCAUUUUAUUAGUAGCUCUCCUUACUUACUUCCAGUUUAAUGUCCGGUUAAUGGACCCUCUUUAUCUUGUUGGAGGGUUUUUCCCCACCAGCACCAGUUGUUCCCAGAGCCAUUUGUCACGGGCAAGAAAAGGUUUAAUGUGGCUUAGUAUGCUAGAUGUUAUAAUGACGUUCCGAAAGCAUGGAAAUGGCUUAUCCCAGGGAUAACAUGUUGAGUAAAUUCCAAUAAAGUAAGUACUGGAGUUUGUCUCAGAAGAGGAAUGUUCUGAUUUAUGAUUUGAUUUUAAAUGAUUUCAGGCUUAGAGUGCCCUAGGCCCUCUGGCCAGUUUUGGAGGUGAGUGGAUAAUUUGCUGAGCUCCUUGCUUUCCCUACAUGCUGAGAAAUCAGAAAUCGAGCAGUUGCCCUUUUUAAAAUAUCAGUUGUACCUUGGAUUUUAAAAGAUAAUAAGAGAAUAGUAUCUCCCUGGGGUGUCUUCAAGAGUCUUUGUGAAACACUCUUUUCUAUGGGACCCAACCUUGUAGGUUCAGUCCAGCAACAUAGGACAGUUCAGUGUCACUUAUUUCCAGUUAUGGUUUGCUAGUCACCUCUCAGUGCGAUUUCACUGUCCUAAAUUUCACUGCCCACUGCUUGGCAUGCACCAAAUUUUAGAACAGAGACUUUCCUUUUCCUAGUCAGCACCCCACCUCCCCGUCAGCAGUCCAAACAGCUUGUCAGAAGUAGUUGCCUGCCUCCAAGCAGCGAGGCCAGUCUGAUCAAUUUUAGUGGAACUUUUGGAUUUAGAAACAUACCUACAAUAGUAUAAGGUAAAUGACAUUCUUGCUUACUUUUGAAAAGCUUUUUUUUUACUCUGUUUGUAAAAACCCUCAUAGAAGCUUAAAAAUAAAACUCUCUUUCCCUAAA